CCAACGAGUAGAGAGCAUUCAACGCACAGGACAAAGACAUCCAAAAAGCACAGAGAGGAGAGAGAAAGAGAGGAAGAAGAGGUUCGGAAAAGCAAGAGAGAUUGAGGUGAGAAGAAAAAGCAAGGAGAGCGAGAUCAAAAAUUGGUAAAGUAUCUAGGUUUUAGCUUUGUGUUACUGAACUGGUGAUCCGACGACGUAAUGGCGUCUCCACAGUCGGAGCUGUUUGCGAGGACGCCGAGUUCCGGUAGGGCUCUGUCCAUAACGCCGGGGUCUAGGAUUUUGCAGAGCCCUGGCGCCGUCAGUGAUGAGGCGAUCUGGAAGAGGUUUAAAGAAGCUGGAUUUGACGAGGAAUCGAUUAAACGGAGGGACAAGGCGGCUCUCAUUACAUAUAUUGCGAAGCUUGAAGCAGAGAUUUUCAACCACCAACACCACAUGGGCCUUCUCAUAUUGGAAAGAAAGGAGUUGGCAUCCAAUUAUGAGCAAAUUAAAGCCUCUGCCAAGACCGCUGAACUUUUGCAUAAGCGUGAUAAAGCUGCAGAUUUAUCUGCUUUGGCUGAUGCAAGGAAACGGGAGGAGUGCCUAAAAAAGACAGUAGGAGUCAAGGAAGAGUGUAUAGCUAGUAUUGAGAAGGCGAUGCAUGAGCUGCGUGCAGAAUCUGCUGAAACGAAGGUUGCAGCUGACAGUAAAUUGUCUGAAGCACGGAAAAUGGUGGAGGAUGCUCAGAAGAAAUUCACAGAUGCUGAGGGAAAACUGCAUGCAGCAGAAUCUUUGCAAGCGGAAGCUUGUCGCUUUCACCGUAUUGCUGAAAGAAAGAUGCGAGAAGUUGAAGCUCGUGAAGAUGAUCUUAGGAGGAACAUUCUGUCAUUCAAGAUGGACUGUGAAACAAAAGAGAAAGAGAUAAGCCUUGAUAGACAAUCUUUAAAUGAAAGGCAGAAAUCCUUGCAGCAAGAACAAGAUAGGUUACUUGAUGCACAAGCUCUGCUAAACCAAAGGGAGGAUUUCAUAUUUGGUCAAUCUCAGGAACUGAAUCGACUUGAAAAAGAGUUAGAAGACGUAAAAGCAAAUAUUGAGAAGGAGCGUAGAGCCCUAGAUGAAGAAAAAUUGAAUCUGGAGCUGACUGGGGCUUCCCUUAUUAACAGAGAGGAGGCUUUAACUAGAAGAGAAGUUCUAUUGAACAAAAAAGAGCAAGAGAUACUUUCUUUGCAGGAAAAACUUAUGAGCAAGGAAUCUGAUGUGAUUAAGAAAGCUAUAGCAAGUCACGAAGCUGAUUUGAGGAAAAAGAAGUCUGAAUUUGAAACGGAGUUGGAUGUGAAGCGGAAAUCGUUUGAAGAUAAACUUGAGGCCAAGAGACGGGCUUGGGAGUUGAGGGAGGUUGAUCUCAAUCAACGCGAAGAUCUACUGUGUGAAAGGGAGCAUGACUUGGAAGUUCAGUUAAGGGCAUUGAUGGAUAGGGAGAAAGAAGUGGCAGAGAUGUCAAAUCUUGUUGGCGAGAAAGAAAAAAAUUUGAGAGAGGCUGAGAAGGAGUUUGAGCAGAAUAGUGGUAUGUUGCAAAUAGAAAGGGAAGAAAUUAUCAAAAUGAAGCUAGAACUUCAAAGGUCCUUGGAUUCACUUGAAGAAAAGAGGAAACAACUUGAUUGUGCUAGGGAGAGGUUUGAGCUUUUGAAAUCUGAAACAAGUGAGCUUUCAGAUCUUGAGAUUAAGCUUAAAGAAGAAAUAGAUCUAAUCAGGGCUCAAAAGCUAGAGUUGAUGGAAGAGGCAGAUAAAUUAUCUAUAGAGAAAGCUAAGUUUGAAUCUGAGUGGGAAUUAAUUGAUGAAAAGAGAGAAGAGCUGCGUAAGGAAGUGGAAUGUGUAGCAGAGGAGAGGUUGGCGUUCUCAAAAUUUAUUAAGGAUGAGCAUGAUAACUUGAGACGGGAGAAGGAUGAAAUGCGAGAUCGGCACAAACGGGAUGUGGAAUCACUUGUUAGUGAGCGGGAGGACUUCAUGAGUAAGAUGGUUCACGAGCGUACUGAGUGGUUCAGUAAGAUGCAGAAGGAGCGUGCAGAUUUCUUACUGGAAAUUGAGAUACGGAAGGGAGAGUUGGAGAACUGUAUAGAUAAAAAACAUGAAGAGUUAGAAUGUUCAUUGAAGGAAAAGGAGAUUGCCUUUGAGCAAGAAAAGAAAAAUGAAGUUGAGAUUAUCAGCUCCCUCAAGGAAGAAGCUGCAAAAGAGAGGGACCAGGUUGCUCUAGAAAGGAAAAGGCUUGAGUCUGAGAGAAUAGAAAUAAACUUGGAUCGUGAGCGAAGGGAUCGUGAAUGGGCAGAGCUAUGUAAUUCGAUUGAGGAACUGAGGGUUCAGAGGGAGAAACUAAAAGAACAGAGGGAGUUAUUGCACGCUGAUAGAGAAGAUAUUCUUGGUCUUAUUCAACACCUGAAGGAACUGGAACAUUUGAAGGCUGCUUUAGAUAGUGCAUCUGUGGCUGAGAUGCAACAAUCUGAUUUGGUGCCUCGCAGCCGGAAAACUUCUAGACGAUCUUGGAAGCAAACUUCUUCUGUACGAGACGCUAAUGUUAAUUUGCAUAAUGAAGUAAACGCUGACAACAUUAGCAACCCGUCCAUGCUAAAGAUAGGGCUAUCUCCUUCCAGUUCUGCUCAUUUCUCGUGGUUAAGACGUUGGAGGGAAUUGAUGUUUAAAAAUUCUCCUGAGAAGCACCAGUUGGAAUUUGAAGAAAGCCCUGUGAUCUCUCUGGAAAAAACAAGCUUGACAGUAACUGAACAGAUAGAAACAUCAAGUAAAUAUGAUGGGCAUCGGAACAUGGGAAAUGGCAAUUCACCUGCAUUUUUCAGCAAGAGACAGUGUGCUUUUGGUGAACCAAAGGUUAUUGUUGAAGUGCCCUUUGUUGGUGACCUUUCUAAUGGAACAAAGGAUUCUGAAUCUGAAAUUAAGGAAUUUGAUGGUGAAAGUUGUGACCCCAUAGUCUCAGAACAAGUCUUCAGGGGAGGAAGGAAAAGAAGAGUGGACAAAUCUUUGUCCGCUGGCUGUUUUGAUCCACUACUUGAGCCUAGGCAGAAUGUUAAGAAAAGGAGGCAACAGCAGGAUGCCGUUCCGAAUUCCUCAGAACAUGCCAAUAGCCAGUGCGUUGCAUCAGUGCCAUCUCAUCAAAUUCAUGAAGAUGCUGAAGAGGGUACUGUUUCAAUAGUAGAUAAAGUCACAAAGGUUACUAAAGUGAUUUUUGGGGAGACUUUAACUGGCACUCUUUCCAGUGAAGACAAAUCAGAGGCACAGAAUUCUGUUGUGGAACCAGACCAUGUAAAGAAUGGUGUCUUACCCUGUGACACUAAGGCUCAGGAAAAGAUGCAAGAAUUGAACUUGGGGGAUGCUGGACAAGUAAUUGACCACGGUCAGACUCAAGAGGAAGAUAUAACCGAAAAGAAUUUGCAGUCCGAAUGAGAUGAUAUUGGAAAAGAGUGUACAGAAGCUUAGAUAUGAAGAGACAAAUCGGAAAGCUGACAUAGUGAAAAGAGAGUAGUAAAACACUGGUUGUUGAUAGUGUACUUUUAGGUUGUUUCCUGGAUGGUUAAAUAGAUGCAAACAGACUUUUCGGCCCCCCCAACCAACUGGUUAUCGCCUUUUGAAUUUCAUUAAGGUUCGUGUAAGUAAUGCACGGUCGAGCUUGCUGAUGAGAUCUAUGUUGGAAUGAAUCGUCGGUUUAUCCGGUAUGAUAUUCGUUUCCCCUUUUUUUUUUCCUUUCGUUCCUUUUGGAGUUGGUGUUUGAGGAAGAACAUAGAGUGUAGUGUUGUGUGGCAUUUGUAAGAUAUAGGACCUUAUUUUGUUUAAUGAACAAGGAUUUUCUGGUUGUUCAGUACCAUUUGUAAACAGUGUGAUUGCCAAGCAUAAUCUUAGUUGACAAAGUUUCACCGUC
Molecule: messenger RNA, 3898 nt
Organism: Pyrus x bretschneideri (Chinese white pear)
Lineage: Eukaryota; Viridiplantae; Streptophyta; Magnoliopsida; Rosales; Rosaceae
Product: protein CROWDED NUCLEI 4-like
Exons: 8
Coding region: 199-3426 (1075 amino acids)
Biological process (GO): nucleus organization
Cellular component (GO): nucleus
Source: RefSeq, a predicted model, not a curated record